Molecule: messenger RNA, 8119 nt
Organism: Betta splendens (Siamese fighting fish)
Lineage: Eukaryota; Metazoa; Chordata; Actinopteri; Anabantiformes; Osphronemidae
Gene: mia2
Product: CTAGE family, member 5
Exons: 28
Coding region: 113-7216 (2367 amino acids)
Biological process (GO): endoplasmic reticulum to Golgi vesicle-mediated transport; vesicle cargo loading; protein secretion
Cellular component (GO): endoplasmic reticulum membrane; endoplasmic reticulum exit site
Molecular function (GO): protein binding
Source: RefSeq, a predicted model, not a curated record
UUCACGGCAGCAGAGGCUUAAAGCCAAUGUCCACUUGACAGCACAACUGUUUGGAUUAUUUUUCCCACGUCAUGGAUAUUUUCUCUUAAUAGAAGCUCCAAAGUAAACAGAAAUGGCCUUUUCAGAUUCAUGCAGAAUUUUGUGGCUUGCCAGCGUGAUUUUUGUGAUUUUACCACACUUUAAUCUUGGACUCUUGUCUGACUACAAGAUCUGUAGAGAUUCUGAGUGUGAAAGCCCCAUGAGCAGGGUGCAGGCUAAGAGGGACCACCGUGGUAAGGACUGUCGAUUCCUGAGUUUCAGACGAGGAGACACCAUCAUUGUGUACCACAAACUGACUGGAAAGAGAGAAGACCUCUGGGCAGGCACAAUUGACAGACAGUUUGGGUAUUUUCCAAAAGAUGCAGUACAAGAAGAGCAGGUUUAUGCAGCUGCGGACGAAGUAAUGGAAACACAGAAAUCAGACUUCAUAUGUAUGGAUGAGCAUGGCUACCCCAUUGACUCCAGUCACCUGGACAAUACUGAUAAAGAUGGUAAUGAUGACCAGAACAUUCAAACCCAGGAGCCUGAAACCAUCCAAACUAUUGUACACACUGAUGACAGCAGCGCUGAACAUCCUUCAGCAUCAAUAGAUUCGCCAUCAGAAUAUCCAGAUCAACCUGAUGCCACAUCAAGUGAGGAAGAUAAAAAACAAAAAUCUGAUCCAAACACCUCUGCGACUCGUGAGGACACACAUGAGACUCCUGCAGCUCUGGCUGAACAAGGUGGGUCUCCCUCCUCUUCCUGGCUUGGCUCUUCUGUGACAGGAUGGUUAGGUCUGGGGAAUGAGGAACAAAAUGACAAUAUGCCUGAAAGAGAAGAGCCACAGGAAGAAGUGUCUUUAACUUCAUCAGUGACAGGAUGGCUGGGGUUUGGGGGAGAAAAGAAAUUGGACGAUACUGUAAACAGCAGAGAAGAAGACAAGGAAGUUGGUGCUUCCUUUACUUCGACCAUGACUGGGUGGCUUGGCUUGGGAGGCGAGAAGGAAGCUGAUCACGCAACAAAGGAGCAACGCGAAGAGAGAGAAAUAGAUGAUACAAGUGAACCAAAAGAGACAUUCAGAAGCAGAAGAAUGUCACUAGAUCUGGAAGGCAGCCAAUUACAGGAAGAGGAGAAGGAGGUGGGAACCUUGGGAUGGCUAGGAAAGGGACUGACAAGCACACUUGGGUUUGGGGCGACAAAUCUGGAGACUGACCCAAUCAAGGAAGAAAAGGAAAAGCCAGCAUCUAGUUCUUGGUUGGAUAUUGGGGUAGGGGACAUUUUAGGCUUCGGGAAAUCUGAAAGCAAAGUUGAUGAGAGUUCAAGGAGUAAUUUUAAGGAGACAGAAAGGGAUUCAACCCAAAGAGAAGCAUCACCCUCAGAUCAGGCGGAGGAGUCACAAUCCGUGCAGGAAGAGCAAAAAACAACAAAACCAGACGCACAAAGGGUUGAGGAAAAGCCUGGGAUGGAAACAUCAACAGAAAUAGGGGACGAUACCAUUAGCAGCAGCUCUAGCACAGACACAAAUGAAUCAAAUGUGGAGGAACAUGUGGUAGAUAAUUUUUCUCCUUUAGAACUGGCAUCUGUCACCUUAACACUAGAAGAGGAUGUUACUGAUGACAGUGUAGCUGUUUCAGAUGCCAGUGAGGGUGCAAGCCCACCUGUUGAUGUUGCUGCCACAGGUGUUCAGGAAAAUUUGUCUCCUCAGACCACAUCAGAGGAAAAUCUGCAGGCUUUAGACGGAACACCCCCCAGGACAGAUGUCGAAGGAUCUGCAGAAGCUACAGGUGAAGGACAUCAGCUACACAGAUCUACAGGAAAUGGUUUUGGGAAUAAUAGCAGAGAGCUAGAAGUAGAGGGAAAUAAAUCGGCAAGUGAUGACAGAGAAAUUAUAAUUGAACCCGAUGCUGAUUUAGGCUCUGACCUCAACUCUAUGGAGUCAAAGGGCCAGUAUGUAGAGAACACCGACAGAGCAGAACAUGUGGAAGAUGACGGAGUAAAAACCACAAAGCAGGUUGAAAGAGAGGAGUCUACCAUGGUGGGUCUUGAAUUAGUUGGUAAUAAUGAUUCUCAAGAGAAGAGUGAUGCAGAGAAAGACAAACAUUACCUAGGCAUUUACCCAACUCUGAAAGAAUCAGAAGAAAUCAGUCGAGAUGAAGAGAGCAGAGGACAGUUGUCUUCAUCAUCAGACACACAUAAAGAGAAAAAUGGGCCAACUCACAGAAAGGAGGACAGUGGUCCUGCUCACAGUGUAAAAACUGACAACUUAGAUAGAGUAGUCACAGCUGAGGACAGCAAAAGAGAAGGAGAAUCCUACAACGCUGGUGUACAGAAUGUAGAUGUCCACUCUGCAAGUGGUCCUAGUAUGUAUGUAAAUCCCCCACAGGACCAAAUGCUCAUUAUACAAAGCAAUGAUUGUGAAGCUGGGUCUCCUCAGAAUGAGGAAGUGAUAACAUUAAAGGAAAAACAGGAAGAAUUUGAAGUGAAGAGAGUGGAGGAGAGAAAGGAAAAAGAGAUGCAGGACGAAGUACACAAAUUACAGAAAACGGAAAAACAGGAAGAUGUGAAGAAGGAAGAGAAGAAGCAGGGUGAAAUGAAGGAUGAAGAGAGGAAUCCAGACAGAAAAGAAGAGUUAAAGAAGGAGGAAAUACAGAAGGAAGUCAAUGAUAUACACGAGGAGAUGAGGCAGGAAGAGAGUGGGAAGGGAGGAGAGAAUACAAAACAUGAAGUAAAUGAUGUAAAAGAAGAAGAGAAAGGAGAUGAAGAGAUGGUGGACUCACAGGGGGAGUCAGAGAAAAGUGAGAAUGAGCAAGACGCAGCUUCAGUGGAAGAGCAGACACAGCAUGAGGUGGAGUCAGUGGAGGAAGAAAAAAAGAUGAUGGAGGUAAAAGAGGAGGAGAAGCAGGACAAGACAAAAGAGUUUCAGGUGGAGGAAAAGGAGGCAGAAGUAGAGAAGUUUAGAAAAGGAAAGGAGGAAAAGGAGCAGCAGGAUGAGGCGAGGCAGCAAAUCAUAGCAGGGUCAAAGCAGGAGGAAGAGGAGGAAAUUCGAAAGUCAAAGGAACAGGAGCAACAGGAAAAGUUAAGUAAAUUAAAUGAUUCAAAGGAAGAAGGCAAAGAAACAACAGUACAGGUGCCUCAUUUGGAGACGCACAACACAAAUAUUCAGGACAUUUUCAAGCCAGAGUUAGAAAUCAGUGAGGAAAUACAUGAUGACAACACAAAGACUGACGAAAACAAAAGGGAGGAGGAGCAGGUGAAACGUGAGGAAACACAACAGCUUGCAGAUGUGGAGGAAGACCGGAGGGACAAAGAGGAAGAGGAGAGUCAGAAAUGUUCAAACAAACCUGGUGAUCAAGCUGCUAAAGAUGAACCAGCGGGAGUCAGAAAUGAAAAACCAAAGUCAACAGGCGAUUCAAUGAUCCAACAAAAAAGAAGUGGAGUAGUAGUGGAGAGUGAGACCAUGUCCUCUGAAGGUACAGGUCCACUGAAGACAGAUAGACUGAGAGAGGGGGAAGCGGAUGACGCAUCAGAUGAUUCUGAUGAGGGAGAAGAGGGCAACGUCACAUUAAAUGCAACAGGGAACGAAAACACUUACAGCAACGUUAACAUCCCUAAUCAUAAUGAUUUGAAAGUUGAGCAAAUAAGAGUAGCUCCACAUACAGACAACGAUCAGCAUUCUGCAGGUGAGAGCGGCCACAGUGGGGGGACCAGGACAUCACUGGUUGAGACGUGGGACCCGAAAGAACACGAUCAUCAGGAAAAAAACGACAUAGUCAGUCAGGGUCCUUUCAAUUCUGAUGCUAAUAGCAGAGUCAAGGUAGAGAAUGAAAGUAGUGGAGCCUUUGGUCUUUUUAAAAAUGCCUUCAGCUAUUUCAGCCAAACACCUGCCAGCGAAACCAAGGAGCCAACAGCAUCUACUCCGAGUGUGGACACGAAUACAGCAGAGACAGCCACACCCCAAGCCUUUCUACCUGUGGAACAAGCAUCUGAUUCUACACAAUUCAAACCUAAUUCAAAGCAGGUUCCAGUGCAAGAAAUUCAUAAACACUCUCCUGUCAGCAUCUCCACACAUCAGCACACACAACCUUCUCCUGCCUCUGCUCCGUCUCCCAGUCCAGAAACAAAAAGCCUCUCCAAAUACUAUAAAAACCUCCUCGGCCACGUCAGUGGUGAGGAGCUGGCCUAUUUACUGGAUCUCUUUGGGAGAAACAAGCUGCAGUUUUUGGAUUACAUAUUGGGCAGUUCAGAAAGUCAGACUGAUGAUCCUGAUAAUGAUGAGUCUAUAUUGUCAGACAUCAAAAGACUGCUGCAUCACCACAAGGAGACACUGGCCACUUCAAAUGAGGUCAAUGAAAACACUCAAACACUCAUUGCUCUUCAGAAACUAGAAAUACUAUUGAAAAAGCUGAGCGAGAGAUUCAACACAAGGAAAUCAGAUGUCAGUAAAGCAACGCUUCAAGCUGAUGCCAGCUGUGUCGGUGGAUCCUGUUCAACAAACGCUAAAGAUGAGAAGGAGCCAAAGGGGAUUCAGGAUUUGUCCAAAGCCAAAGAAACCAAAGCCCAGAGAGACGACGGGAAGGCAGAGGAGAGAGACAAAGUACAAGCAGGUGGUGUAACAGAACAAUCAAGAGAAGAUGAUGCUUGGGAAGGACCACAAAAAGAAACACAGACCCAUCCUCACAUUCAGCCAGGAUCACCUCAGCCACAGGAAGGGAUAAUGAAGCAAAGUCUGGACUUUGUGCAUCAGUUUGUCACAGUCUCAAUCACUUGUGUACAUGCCACUAGAGAGGUCCUCAUAGGGAUCACUGCAAAGGUUGUGUCAUCACUACCGGAUGACAUCAGACCUGGGCCAGACCUGUAUGGGUUGCCAUGGGAACCAGUCAUCAUCUCCAGUUUUGUGGGACUAGUGACAGUGCUGUUGUUUACCUGCAGAUGUUACAGCUCUGUCAAAAGUAGAAUGUAUAGAAGUAAAGAGCGGCGGAUGGCUGAACAGGUUGCACAGUUACUGGAAGAGAAGUGUAAAGUUCUGGAGACGCUCAGUAAAUGUCAACAAGAGUAUGGUGAACUGGAGGAAUCACUGAGGGAUAGAGGAGUCUUGGUCCAAACUCAAAAAACAGAACAGUUAGAGAUCAAAGCCAGACAGGUGGAACAUAAUAAAAGGGAGCUGGAGAGGGAUAUAGGACAACUGAAAGACCAACUUGAACAUCAGCGAGAACAUCGGCUAGAGCAAGAAAGGAAGAUAGCUGUGCUCGAGGAGAGCAUGAAAACAUUAGAAGAUCAAACCAAAGACCUCCAGUCACAGGAGGAACAGGCACAGAAUACUCUGAAAGUGUACAGCAUGAACACAGAUAGACUACAGAGAAACCUGGAAAUGGCUGGAGAGGAGUCUACAGUGCUCCAAGAGAGCAAUGCUCAGUUGAGGCAGCAGGCGGAGGGAUGGGCAGAAAGAGUGAGCGAGUUAGAGGCGGAAAUAAGGAGGUGUGAGGUUGCCUACGCUGGGAUGCAGCAGGAUGUGGCCAAUAAGGAUGAACGUAUAAUGUCCCUGACAGACCAUCUGCUAAGAAUGAAAGCUUGGGAUUCAGACCUGGAGAAAGAAGAGAGUGAGGAAGAAGAAAAGAAGGAGGCAUCAAAUGGGAGAGCGGCUAAACUAGAGGGUGAAAACGAGGACAUAACAGACACACAAGGCCAUCUUCAGAAAGUCCAGAAACUCAUUUAUGCUGCUAAGUUGAAUGCAGACCUCAAAUCACUUGAUGAGGACAAGAACAGAGUAUUUGCUAAACUAAAUGAUGAAGUAAAAGCUAAAGAAGACCUGCAUGAAAGUAUUAAGGAGAUGGAGAAUGAGAAAUUGUCUUUGCAGUCGGAUGCCGAGCAAUAUUCAGAUCAGGUCCAGCGGUUGCAACAAAAACUCCACAUAAUGACAGAAAUGUACCAAGAGAAUGAACUCAAGCUGCACAGACUUCUGACAGUAGAGGAAAGGGAACGCCUGCAAAAAGAAGAGAAGUUAAAUAAAGCAGACAAAAACAUUGCAUUGGCCAUAGAGGAAGUCAACAACUACAGGCAACGAGCAGAAGAGAUGGAGGAAGAGCUAGAGAAAACUAAACAGUCUUACCAGACUCAAAUAUCUGCACAUGAGAAGAAGGCUCACAACAACUGGCUGGCAGCUCGAGCAGCAGAGAGAGACCUUGCAGACAUCAGGAGAGAGAACGCGCUCCUCAGACAGAAGCUGACAGACACUCAGUUUAAGCUGGAUGCCAUUGACAAAGAUCCUUAUGCCUUGGACAGUCUGGCUCGACCUCUGCCAUUUCGAGCUGAAAGGUCACCAUACGGGCCAUCUCCUCUGGGGCGACCAGCCUCUGAAACCAGACCUUUCCUCUCUCCUCCUACGUUGAUGGAUGGACCACCUGCUCGAUUGUCUCCUAGAAUGCCUCAUGGUCCAGUCGAGCCCCCAGCAAGUCAAGGAGAGUUGGAGCGGAGCGGUGGUCCUCAUUCAGACAGUGGCUCAAUCUCUCCUACGUGGGACAGGGAUCGCAGGGGUCCCCCACCGGGACCCCUUGGCCUUAUUGGCCCUCCAGGCUACAUGUUAACAGACGCAGGAGGUCCUAUGUACAGGAGACCUCCACCUCCAGGAGCUGUAGGCAUUUUGCUUCCACCUGGAUCUGUCCUUCCCGGUCCCCCUUUACACCAUCCUAGGGGCUUCCCGUCUGGUCCGCCAACUGGACCUCCCCACUCCACAGACAUAGUUGAUGGUCCAUACAGUGAAAACAACACUGGACCUAUUGAACAGCCACACAGAGAGUCAGGUUCUGGUGAUCGGAGGACUCCUCCUGAAGUUGAUCUAAAGGGUGGCCCACUCCCUCCUGGACCCCCAAUGGGCCCCAUGGAUGGUCCCUUUCCUCGUAGAACCCUUUAUGGACCCCCUCCUUCUGAUUUUUACCCGCCAAGAGGACCUGGGGGUCCUGCUAUGAGGCCUAUGUGGGGUCCUCCACCUUCGGGAAUGAUGUUCCCUCCUCGUUUUCCUCCCAGUGGACCUCCUCUUUUAAAUGCUCCUCAUCCUCAUUACGCGCCCGCCAUGCGGCCUCCUGUGCCUGACAGACUUCCCCCUCAUUCCAUGGGCCCUCCCCCUCCACAACAGCCCCUCCCCUUCCCACCACACAGCCAGUCAUCAGAGGAGCACGUAACUUCACCUGAAGACGCCAUUUGAGCCUGAGCCAAAUUUCUACUUGAGCAGUGAGAUUUCCAAUUUAAAAUUGCAUUCAGUGGUACAUAGAUGGCAGCAGCUUGCAGUUUCCAGCAUUUUCUCGAACAUCUAUUUAUUAGCCAGGAGGAUUUAAAUUUGUAUUUAAAACAAUGCUAAUGGAGAGAUUCCACUACUGGUUAUUUGCCCACUGUGUUCCUAUUUGUCUGUUUCAACUGCCUCUUUUCCUGCCUGCCGUCUUUCUGUUGCUUCCACUUCACCCUGUCAACAGCAUUCCCUAUGAGGUGGUAUUUGUUGUGGAACCACAGUAAGUGCACAUAGACUUUGUUGUGUUUGUUGCUUGACUAUCAGAAAUGUUUUUAAUGAGACUGAAAUUUAGUGAAUUUAUGUACAUUGAAUAUGCGGCAGAGAGAUGAGUGUUUUACAAGUCCCUUAUGUCCCUUUGGCACAAAACGGAUUAAGCUAACGGGGAAGAAAGUCUUCAAAAGUUUUAGAACAGGAUAUUUUGCUGAAACCAGCACACUUGUACAGUGUAAAAGUCAUUUAGUAUUUCCUUUGUUGAUCUCAGCAACACUUAAAUCAGAUCACAACAAGUCUUCUAUGAUUUCUCAUAAAUAUCUUUCUCAGAAGUAAAAUGAAAGUUUCUUAAAAAUGCAGUUUAAUUUUUAUCACUAUAUGCUUCGACUCAUCAACCUCUCCAUUUUGAGUGUGUUACAGUGGCUGAUUUUGGCAAAGUGGUUUACAAAAGCAAUUUUCUGUUGAAAUAAGCUGUGACUCAGUGUGACCAUCACUAAAGGGACUGACUGGAAAAGAAACAAACACGAAAGCCGAAAGAUCACACCCAUGUAAAUUUUGUAAAAAAAACAAACAAACUUAAUUAUUAGAUUAAUAAAGUCUGCUAAAUGGUCA